Messenger RNA from Tauraco erythrolophus (red-crested turaco), 1129 nucleotides. NCBI's taxonomy places the organism in Eukaryota, Metazoa, Chordata, Aves, Musophagiformes, Musophagidae. The record is from RefSeq and is a predicted model, not a curated record.
UGCGCGGUGCUGACGGUGUGGUGUGUUCGUCCAGCUCUGCAGGAGAACUUGGACCGGAAGCUGUUCGGGCAGCACCUGGUGAACAAGGUGGUUGUCAAGGCCGUGAAGGGCUUCUUGAACAACACCAACGCCAAAAAGCCUCUCACCCUUUCCUUGCAUGGGUGGACUGGGACGGGCAAAAACUUCGUCAGUAAGAUCGUCGCCGAAAGCAUUUAUAAAAGAGGCCUGCAGAGCAAAUAUGUUCACCAGUUCGUGGCAACUUUACACUUUCCUCAUGCUCACAGCAUCAACCUCUACAAGGACCAGUUGCAGUCGUGGAUUCGGGGCAAUGUGAGCAUCUGUCCCAGAUCACUCUUCAUAUUUGAUGAAAUGGAUAAAAUGCACGCGGGACUCAUUGACUCCAUCAAGCCAUUCCUGGACUAUUACGAGCUGCUGGAUGGAGUGUCUUACCGACAAGCCAUCUUCAUAUUCCUCAGCAAUGCGGGAGCUGAAAAGAUAACAGAAGUGGCACUAGAUUUCUGGAGAAACGGGAGGACAAGGGAAGACAUACAGCUCACAGAUAUGCAAAACGCACUGUCUGUGUCAGUCUUCAAUAACAAAAAUAGUGGAUUUUGGCACAGCACCUUGAUUGAUAGAAAUCUCAUUGACUACUUUGUUCCCUUCCUGCCUCUGGAAUACAAACAUGUGAAAAUGUGUGUCAGGGUUGAGAUUGAAUCACGUGGCUAUAUUGUGGAUGAAGACAUUUUAACCAGAAUAGCCGACGAGAUGACCUACUUUCCCAGAGAGGAGAGAAUUUAUUCAGAUAAAGGAUGUAAAACUGUGGAUGCAAAGCUGGAUUAUUACUAUGACUUCUAAUGCUUUGUUGCUACAACCCGCAAAGAAGCAAAUUUAACUUAAUCACAAAGUGGAGAACCUGGGACAUUUCAUUUUUAAGCACUUUUUAAAGAAAGGAACAUUGUUUUUUAACUGGUGUGUAAAUAAGCAGCAGUGCCUCUGCAUUUUUAUUCGGUCACUAGUCAUGGCUCCCGAGUGCUUCGUCCUUGUCUUGUCAAGGUAAGAACAAACUGCGUCGUGAACGCGGGGGUCCAUGUCUGACAGUGCCGAAGAUUCCUCUCGGAUCGUGUGUCAG